Solenopsis invicta (red fire ant) is the source of this 2440-nucleotide messenger RNA. RefSeq names its product E3 SUMO-protein ligase ZBED1. Gene Ontology annotation, molecular function: DNA binding. The record is from RefSeq and is a predicted model, not a curated record. Bases 451 to 2106 code for a protein of 551 amino acids. The transcript has 4 exons. Lineage: Eukaryota; Metazoa; Arthropoda; Insecta; Hymenoptera; Formicidae.
UUGUCGGAUGACCGGGUAUAUAAUCGUUAUUGCUCGCUCGCUCGGGCUCGACCCCCUGGCAGCUUCUCGCUAGUGGUGGGAAACUAUCGAUAGUACUAUCGAUUAAUCGAUAGUGAUUGCCGUUAUCGAAUUAUCGAUAGUCGGUAAGACAUCUAUCGAACUAUUGCAGCGCCCAUGCCCAGAGACCCAGACCCGGCAAAGAACAGUUGGAAACUGGGAGCUAGAGUGUGUCGUGUCAUUUUACGUAUUUACUCAUUAUUUUAAAGAGUAAAUGUGAGGUAUAUUAUAUAGGAUUAUAGGUAAGUGAUGUUUUCUAAUAUCUCCUGUUUAAAAAACUUAACCUAACCUAGCUAUUGCACUAUUUGCAUUUGCACUGUUGUGUUCAAGUGUUCAUUGUUGUUGUUGGUGUUGAUGGCAGGUCAUGGGUUUGAUGUUUAAUGAAUUGAGAGCAUGAUAACUAAAUAUAACAUCAAUAUUAUUACUUCUAUUUUUUACAGCUUUAUUGUAUCCGUUUUGUCAAAUUCUAUUAUAAAAUCAAGCAUGAGCAUAAGGCUGAAGGGUUCCUCUUUCGUUUGGAAUUAUUUUGAAAAAAAAUCAAAUUAUUUUGCAAGUUGCACUUUAUGCAGGAAAGAAUACUCAACGAGCGGCAACACCUCAAACAUGAUUGAUCAUCUCAAACGCAUGCACCGUAAAGAAGUUUCUGAGUUAAAUGAGGAGGAGAUAGAGGAUGAGGAUAAUGACAAUUUACCUUCAACUUCAUCUCCAAAAAAGAAAUUCCGCCAAACUGUUCUACAACUGAGACAGCCCUCAGAUUUUUACAAAAAUAAUAAUCAUAAAAAAAUGGUAUUAGAUAAAAAAAUUGCUUUAAUGAUUGCAAUUGAUCUGCAGCCCUAUUCGUUUGUAGAAGAUAGUGGUUUUUUAAGUUUAAUACAUGAAUUAGAUGCACGAUAUAAGGUACCAUGUAAGAAAACUUUUACUGAGAAAAUUAUUCCUGGGAUUUUUGAAGAAGCGUCCAUUAAAUUGAAAAAUAUUCUGAUCAAUAUUGAUUGGUUAUCUUUGACAACUGAUUUAUGGACCUCAAUAAAUUCAGAGUCGUACAUUACCCUAACUUGCCACUUUUUAUACGAGAAUGAAUUGAAAUCUUGCGUUCUUGAUACAUCUGUAAUGAUGGGCCAGCAUACUGCUAAGGAUAUUGCUUGUCACAUUCAGACUAUUCUAGAUCACUGGACGAUAACUAAAAAUAAAAUAGUGUGCAUUACUACUGAUAAUGGAAGUGAUGUGAAAGCAGCUUGUACUAUCUUACAAAUAAGAAAUCUCCCGUGCUAUGCACAUACUCUAAACUUAGUAAUUAAAGAUGCAAUAAAAGAGAAUAAAGAUUUUGAUGCAAUCGUUAAAAAAUGUAGUGAUAUUGUUACAUUUUUUAAAAGAAGUAACAAGGCCAUGAAAGUUUUAAAUAAUGAGCAGGUUACGCUCGGUCGGAAAGUGCCACUAAAAGUCUUAAAAGACGUCUUAAAAGACGUAGAAACAAGGUGGAAUAGCACUUAUAUUAUGUUAGAUAGACUUAUUGAAAUUGGAGAUGCGUUGACCAUAGCACUUAGCAAAUCUGCUAAAGCUCCAUCCAUUUUAAUGCCAGAAGAAAAAGACGUGAUAACUGAGGCUCUUUUAGUCUUAAAACCAUUUAAAGAUAUAACGGAAAAAAUGUCAGGAGAUAAAUAUGUUACGGCAUCAUUAAUAAUACCAAUGACAGUGGAAAUACAAAUGGAAUUAACUCGACUUAGACCCACUCUGAAAUGUUCUAUAGCUCAAGGGCUAGAAAAAUCAUUACAAAGUGUUUUGAGUAAUAGAUUGUUCAAAUACGAGGCAAGACAGAAACCUCAAAUUAGCACUUUUUGUGACCCAAGACUGAAGAAACUCGCAUUUUUGUCCACCAUUAACGCCAAAACUGCUCAAGAUUUAACAGAAGACGAGGUGAAAAGGAUAAUUCAUAAAAAUAAAAAUGAAAUCAGAACUAGAGAUUCCGGAGUUUCAGAAAGAGAAGAGCCUAAAGGAAUUUUCAAAUAUUUACAAGAGAGAGACAAAAAUGUAACGAAUAGUAAUACUAUAUAGCAGCUGCUAUAACAAUAGUAAAUGAUUACAUCAAAGAUAGACUGAAACCUGAAAACGAAGAUCCUAUUAAAUUUUGGUUGUCAUGUAAAGACAAUUUGCAACCUCUAGCAAAAGUAGCUUGCAAAUAUUUGAUUAUUUCGGCCACCUCCGUUCCAGCUGAAAGAAUAUUUUCGAAAGCAGGAGAAAUUCUUUCCAAAAAAAGAUCAAGACUAAAAUCAAAAAAUGUGAAUACAUUAAUUUUUUUAAAACAAAAUCAAUGGCUCAUAAAUUAAUAGUAAGUACAUCUGUAAAACUACUUAUUUACUAACGAUUAAAUAAAUUUCUUUUGAAAAAC